This is a messenger RNA of Suricata suricatta (meerkat), 1920 nucleotides long. It is a transcript of the gene TACR1, whose product is annotated as tachykinin receptor 1. Gene Ontology annotation, biological process: G protein-coupled receptor signaling pathway; positive regulation of flagellated sperm motility. NCBI's taxonomy places the organism in Eukaryota, Metazoa, Chordata, Mammalia, Carnivora, Herpestidae. Gene Ontology annotation, cellular component: sperm midpiece; plasma membrane. Gene Ontology annotation, molecular function: substance P receptor activity. The coding region runs from base 511 to 1734 and encodes 407 amino acids. The record is from RefSeq and is a predicted model, not a curated record. The transcript is spliced from 5 exons.
AAAGGAAAAAUCUUCAGCCAGAUACCGGGCCCCAGAAUUCUGGCUAUAGACUCAGAACUUUUACAGGUCGCUUUGUGACGAACGCCCCUUUUGCCCCCAUUCCUGCAGAACCGGGCUUGCAUUUCCACCUGCACGCAGGGGGAAUAGGAGUUGCAAAUAGCAGCAGGUGCAGAAAGGCGAGGGUCUCCGGCUUCCUGGAACUGUGACCCGUGGGAUUUCUUUCCUUUUCCUAGUCCCACGCAGGAGAGACGCUGUCUCCGGAUUCCUGAACUCAAAUGCUUCCUGAAGCUUGAAAGUGGGGGAAUUCAGAGCUACGAGGAGCAGACAGCGUAUCGAGAAGCGUUUAUCUUCUGAGCGCCAACCCUUCUGCUUGCAAGAGUUCUGCCCAGAAAGAGCUUGCAAGCCCGCCUGUCUUGGUUAAGCAGGACCCUGACCCCGGGCGUCAGCCUCAGGGCCUGCUGCAAAGGCAGAGUGUGUGCAAAGAGGAGGGCUUAACCGCCUAGCAGAGGAAUGGAUAACGUCCUCCAGGUUGACUCAGACCUCUUCCCAAACAUCUCCACCAACACCUCGGAGCCCAACCAGUUCGUGCAGCCGGCCUGGCAAAUUGUCCUUUGGGCAGCUGCCUAUACGGUCAUCGUGGUGACCUCCGUCGUGGGCAAUGUGGUGGUGAUGUGGAUCAUCCUGGCCCACAAGCGAAUGAGGACGGUGACGAACUAUUUCCUGGUGAACCUGGCUUUCGCAGAGGCAUCCAUGGCUGCGUUCAACACGGUGGUGAACUUCACCUAUGCUGUCCACAACGAAUGGUACUACGGCCUGUUCUACUGCAAGUUCCACAACUUCUUCCCCAUCGCUGCUGUCUUCGCCAGCAUCUACUCCAUGACGGCUGUGGCCUUCGAUAGGUAUAUGGCCAUCAUCCAUCCUCUCCAGCCCCGGUUGUCGGCCACAGCCACCAAGGUGGUCAUCUGUGUCAUCUGGGUCCUGGCUCUCCUACUGGCCUUCCCUCAGGGCUACUACUCAACCACGGAGACCAUGCCUAACAGAGUGGUGUGCAUGAUUGAAUGGCCAGAGCAUCCCAACAAGAUUUACGAGAAAGUGUACCACAUCUGCGUAACUGUGCUGAUCUACUUCCUCCCCUUGCUGGUGAUCGGCUAUGCAUACACUGUAGUGGGAAUCACACUGUGGGCCAGCGAGAUCCCUGGGGACUCCUCUGACCGCUACCACGAGCAGGUCUCUGCCAAGCGCAAGGUGGUCAAGAUGAUGAUCGUCGUGGUGUGCACCUUUGCCAUCUGCUGGCUGCCGUUCCAUAUCUUCUUCCUCCUGCCCUACAUCAACCCUGAUAUCUACCUGGAGAAGUUUAUUCAGCAGGUCUACCUGGCCAUUAUGUGGCUAGCCAUGAGCUCCACCAUGUACAACCCCAUCAUCUACUGCUGCCUCAAUGACAGGUUCCGCCUGGGCUUCAAGCAUGCCUUCCGGUGCUGCCCUUUUAUCAGUGCUGGUGACUAUGAGGGGCUCGAAAUGAAAUCCACCCGGUACCUCCAAACCCAGGGCAGCGUGUAUAAAGUCAGCCGUCUGGAGACCACUGUCUCCACGGUGGUGGGGGCCCAUGAGGAGGAGCUGGAGGAUGGUCCCAAGACCACACCCUCAUCCCUGGACCUGACGUCCAACGGCUCCUCUCGCAGCGACUCCAAGACCAUGACAGAGAGCUUCAGCUUCUACCCCAACAUGCUCUCCUAGACCGCAGGGCCGCAGCAGGGCAGCCACCACCACCUUUGUCUGGCUUCACUUCAUGCAUGGAUAAUGCCUUGAUUUAGAAACCAUCAGAAAUGCCCUACCAUUGGGGUUUGUGAAAAAGGGCAGAAUGUUUUAGGGAAAAUAUCCCAUCCUGAGUUAAAAAAAAAAAAAAACUGCAUUCUUCCAUGA